Acaulospora colombiana is the source of this 1141-nucleotide messenger RNA. NCBI's taxonomy places the organism in Eukaryota, Fungi, Glomeromycota, Glomeromycetes, Diversisporales, Acaulosporaceae. The record is from the annotation of a GenBank genome assembly.
GAAAUGAGGGAGGCAAGAGAUAUCAGAAUCUCAAGGGCGAUGAGUUGGAAUGGAUUCGGAAAACCGGCUAUUAAGUGUGGUGCGCCUCAGUGGUGCGUCUCAGUGGUGCGUCUCAGUGGUGCGUCCGGCGCUGAGAACUCUCGCUCGCACGGUUUGCCACGACAUGCCACAUUAAUACCCUGGCGCCGCUAUCGCCACGGAAAAUCCUAUAUAACCGAGAGAAAAUGCCACUCAAGACCUGCUCGCAUCAUUAAGAUGCCGUUCGAGGAUGCCACCGUGGGCUCAGAGCCAGAAUCUGAAGAAUCAUUUAUUUUCGCCAAUAAUGGCGAAGUGGAUAUGGCGGAGGUCGAAGAUAACGACAACUCUGUCAGCACCGGGCCAAUUGAGCGCAUUACCAACACUCUACAGCAGUUGAUUGAAAGAUUUGAAAGGCUUCAAAUGGAAGUAGAAAACCGCAAAAUGCGCCCUAGACAGAGGAGGAAAGCAAUUGCGUUUGACGAUCAAAUUUCGACUGAUGGGGACACGGAUAUGGAGAGCACAUCAGUUUUCGGCUCCACCGGAGCAUCUUCCGAGAUUAAAUCAAUCAAAAAAACGAUGCGCGAAUAUGCACGAGAGCGUCUUGGUAUCAGCCCCAAAAUCCCUAUGGAAGAUUGGCCAGUUCCGGAUCCUUCUGCUGUCCAGAGCUAUAACUCGAAAUUGCCACACAGUCAAGGUCCAACUGAGGAAGACCUUGCCAUAGACUGGGGAACGAUUGGUCGCACUCAGUGGACCAAAGACUGCAUUAGCAUAUUUGCUGAUGACUUUUGCGCCCGGUUUGAAGCUGGGGCGUUCCCCCUUCUUCAGAUGGAUGAAAUUAAUAGACAAGACAUCAAAGUAUUCUUUGCUACAUACAUCAUUGGCUUGAAACGCAAAUAUAAGAAGGCGAUGGAUGAUCCUGAGGCCGCAGAGGAAGAACGGGAGGCUGCGAAUCGGCGCUCGCGUUCUUCCGGUAGACAGACACAACUACUCGAGCAUCAUAGAUUCUCCGAAGAUGUCAUUAAUAUGGUCAGGGAUUUGGGUCCAAGUGGUAUGUCUAGCGAAGAGUCUGAGGGGGAGAUCGGUUCCCAAGGUCGCAUAUUCAAGAUUAAGAGACUCCAGUGGC